Molecule: messenger RNA, 1481 nt
Organism: Ceratotherium simum simum (southern white rhinoceros)
Lineage: Eukaryota; Metazoa; Chordata; Mammalia; Perissodactyla; Rhinocerotidae
Product: testis-specific Y-encoded-like protein 1
Biological process (GO): nucleosome assembly
Cellular component (GO): nucleus
Source: RefSeq, a predicted model, not a curated record
GGGUGGUGCGAGCCACCGGUUUGCGCCAAGGGAGGCUUCUAUGAGGAAAGCAGCCGUUAACGUACUGUUGGUCUGACUACUGCGGACAUGAACGGCCAGGAUGGCGUCGAGAGGAAGCCUCACGCCCAAACCCGCAGCCUAACUGCUCCCGACCUUGCCUCAGGAGACGCGGACCCGGCCCUGUGCCCGAAGCUCGGUGAGGAAACCGAGGCGUCACUAGUGACGGCGGAGACGGGUGAGCAGAGCUUGGAGGCCGCCGCCCUCCCGCCGCCCCGGCUUCCAGAGGAGUGGGGAGCGCCCCAGGACCCCGCGGGCUGUGGCCAUGCUCCCCAGAUCCGAGGCGGUGGGGAUCGCAGUUGCGUAGCGACCAAAGCGGGGCAAGAAGAGACUGCGCCUCCCACGGACGGCCUGGAAGCGGCGUCUGCGUCCGUGGCGACGGACAGCAGCCGGGAAAAUGGCCGUCAGCGUGCAGAGCCGCGCCGCCUCGGCGACGAGAAGGCCCUAGAAGCCUGUGGCGCAGAGAGGUCCGGGUCUGAGGUGAUGGCGGAGGCAAGGGCCGAGGAAGCGAAGACCGAAAAGUGCCCCGUCUUCUCGGGAGCAGGGGAUGAGGAGGUGGUGCAGAAGGAAGGAGCGAAGGAGGAGGACGGAGGGAGGCAGGCGAUGGAGGUGGAGGAGAGGCCAGUAGGUGGAGAAACAGAAAUGGUGGAGGGAAAUAGAGCGGUGGAGGAGGUGCGGGAGGAGGCAGGGCCCCAGCCCCUGGGCGUGGAUCUCCGCAUGAACGCCCUGGGGGCCAUCCAGCUGGAACUGGACGCAGUGAAGGCUCGGGCUGACAGGGCCUUUCAGCAGCUGGAGCAAAGAUUUGGACGGAUGCGUCGAGACUACGUGGCGCGGAGGGACUACAUCAUUCAGAAUAUCCCGGGCUUCUGGUUCACUGCCUUUCGGAACCACCCCGAGUUGUCCCCCCUGAUUAGGGGCCAGGAUGCAGAGAUGUUAAGAUACCUAACCAAUUUGGAGGUGAAGGAGCUCAGACCCCCUAGAACUGGGUGGGAGUUCAAGUUCUUCUUUCGAAGAAACGCCUACUUCCUAAACAAGGUGAUUGUCAAGGAAUGUGAGGUCAGACCGUCUGGCGGGGUGGUGUCUCUUUCCACUCCAAUCAUAUGGCACCAGGGCCGUGAACCCCCGUCCUUCUAUGGCAGGAACCCAGAUGUCGUCCGCAGUUUCUUCACCUGGUUUUCAGACCACAGCCUUCCAGAGUCUGACAGGAUUGCUGACAUUAUCAAAGAGGACCUGUGGCCAAAUCCACUGCAAUACUACCUGUUGGUUGAAGGCGCCCGUAGAGCCAGACAUCGCCGAAUAAGGGAGCCAGUGGAGAUCCCCAGGCCCUUUGGGUUCCAGUCUGGUUAAACUUUGCCCUUGGGAAUACUCUUGCAGAAGGUCCCCUACCACCUCUUGCUGGACCUGUGCUUUGACAAAAGAAAUGG